UCAACGUACACCAAAGAUUUCCGAUGUUGGGCACUUACAUGUUCUUAUUUCCAUUUUCUCUUCCGCUCAUGGCAAUGACGUAGCGAGCUCCUUAAGGUAAGAGCAAGCCCACUUCGACUGCCAAGGGAUCUCCAGUGACUCCAGCAGCAGGGAGAAAAGCGCCCGAUCUUAGGCAUUUCGUUUUAUAACGGCAGUGGUAGUUGAGCCCCUCUCUCAACUUCCAGAGAGAUACCUGGGUAACCUGGAGUGUGUGCUCUGGACGCACUUGAGGGCAGAGGAGGAUCCGUAUACUAAUGCAUGCAAGAGAAAUCAACCGUCGGGUGCCAAGCCAUCGAGACAGCCCUGCCCCACCUCCAGGCGAUGCUGCAUGCGGGCAACUUGCAAGUCUGAAUGGAAAUGAGCCAUACUUUCUUUCCCUCUUUCAAGUAAUGGCCUCGAUCAAUGACCUGGCUACGGCCGCUACCGCCCUCGCCACCUCCUCCGCUGCAGCAGCCCCGCACCAACCGCCAGUGCCCGAUCCGGCCCCGCACACCGACGAUCGCGGCGGCAGCACGGGUAUGGAGCAGCCCGCCGUGGCCCGGGGCGCCCUCGUAGUUCUCGAAGGCCUGGACAGAAGCGGCAAGACGACGCAGGUGAAGCUGCUGGAACAGCGCUUCGUCGAGCUGGGGCGCAAGGUGAAGGUGAUGCGCUUCCCGGGUAUGUUGCAUUUUAAAAACCUUACCUAUUACCGCACCACGCCCAUUGGCCAGAUGAUCGACUCGUAUCUCAAGAGCCAGGUCGACAUGGACGAUCACGUCAUCCACCUGCUCUUCAGCGCGAACCGGUGGGAGGCAGCCAAAUCUAUCGCCUCGCUUCUGUCGGCAGGCACCACGGUCCUCUGCGACCGCUACUACCAUAGCGGCAUCGUCUACUCGGCCGCCAAGCAGAACCCGUCCCUGACCCUCUCGUGGGCCCGCGCGCCCGAGGUCGGUCUCCCCCGCCCGGACCUCGUGCUGUUCCUGGACCUGGACGAGUCCGCCGCGCAAGCCCGGGGUGGGUGGGGCGGCGAGGCGUACGAGAGGGCCGAUAUGCAGCGGCGCGUCAGGGAGCUCUUUUGGGGUUUGAGCCUGGGCAAGAUCGAGACGGCGUCGGUUAUUGCGGCAGAGGACGAUGCUGCGGGACCCAGGGAAGAAGUGGCCGUCGGACCGCCAACCACUUCCCAGCCGCGCCUGUCGGGCGUCGAGUAUCGGUUCAGACAGGAGGAAGAGGACCUUCAUGUCAUCGAUGCCAGCCCGUCCGUCGAGGAGGUUGCCGAGGAGGUAUGGAAGGUGGUCAAGGCGAGGGUGGAGGCUGUCGGGAACGGCGAGGUUGGGAGAACGGUGAGGAGAGUCUCAUGAGGGGCAUGUUCGACCGUGUAUCAUAGCGGUGUCAGCGCAGCAAAGCAAGGGGCCAUGAGCGGCAGGGGACGUUGUAUGAUAUGCAGAGGCUUUCAUGGCUGUGUUGGACGGGGAAAAGUCAGGCGUUGAAUAUUUGCGGCGGCUGAACUCGACCGCGGUGACUUAUUGAGCCCAGGUAACUCAGUACCGCUUGCAACUGGUAUACGUCGUACCGUCCCCCCCAUCACUGGACCCAGGAGCCAAAGAGUGUCAAAUGCCGUGUUGAAUGAC
Molecule: messenger RNA, 1646 nt
Organism: Parathielavia appendiculata
Lineage: Eukaryota; Fungi; Ascomycota; Sordariomycetes; Sordariales; Chaetomiaceae
Product: P-loop containing nucleoside triphosphate hydrolase protein
Exons: 5
Coding region: 294-1376 (360 amino acids)
Biological process (GO): dTDP biosynthetic process; dUDP biosynthetic process; dTTP biosynthetic process
Cellular component (GO): cytoplasm; nucleus; cytosol
Molecular function (GO): ATP binding; nucleoside diphosphate kinase activity; dTMP kinase activity
Source: RefSeq, a predicted model, not a curated record